This is a messenger RNA of Actinia tenebrosa (Australian red waratah sea anemone), 2617 nucleotides long. RefSeq lists its product as uncharacterized. Gene Ontology annotation, molecular function: nucleotide binding. The record is from RefSeq and is a predicted model, not a curated record. Gene Ontology annotation, biological process: resolution of meiotic recombination intermediates; double-strand break repair via homologous recombination. Lineage: Eukaryota; Metazoa; Cnidaria; Anthozoa; Actiniaria; Actiniidae. Gene Ontology annotation, cellular component: RecQ family helicase-topoisomerase III complex; nuclear body.
UAAAUUUUGAAGAGGGAAUUUCAAAAUGGCGGCAUACAGUGAGGAGCAGUGCUUGAAAUGGUUGAAAGAAAAAUGUUAUGUAAACGUAAGGAAAGAAUGGCUGGACGCUUGUAUUGAGUUCUUGAAGCAGGAACAUAGGGGAGGAUUUUCUUCUCAAACUCAGCUGAAUAACCUGGUAUAUGAGCAGCUGCUUAUGGCUGAUUUUCAAGAGAUAAGUCUUGGAACUCUUCCAACUCUGGGCACAGGAAAAAAUGCUUCAACUUUACAAGGAAAGCACACACUUCAGAUAAAUUCCUUAAUGGAUGUUGGCCAGUCUGCCUAUUCUCAGAUACAGAAAGUAAAAGGCCAAGAUGAUCUGGAAAACCAAAAAGAGAACACAAGCAACAAUUGGGAGCCAAAGAUCAAGCCUAGUCGUAUGUUGUUCCUUCACAUGACUGACGGGUCUAAGAGUAUCCAGGCAAUGGAAUAUCAAUCAAUUCCCUGUUUAAACCAGUCUACAGCACCUGGAACAAAGGUGCAGAUCCAGGGGCCUGUUUCAUGUCGGCUUGGGGUAUUAUUACUGGCAUCAAAAAAUGUUCACAUCCUUGGAGGUUCAGUGGAGGAACUAAUGGAGACAAACCCAAUGUGGAAAGUUUUGCAUAAUGCCAUUGGCCAAGCUGCUCCUGAGCUGCCAACGUGUUCUAGUAAUAUCAAAGAAGAGACUGACGACCGAGAAAACACUCAGUCCUUCUUGCAUACAGAUGUCAAUGGUAAUAACAUGCGUGGCCAAAGCCAGUUCAGAUCCAACAAUAAUGCAUACCAGCAGCCCUAUGUAUCUAAAAGUGGGUCUAUGCUACGAUCUGGAGACAAAAGAAGAUCUUCCAACUCAGGUCAAAGAGAAAAGAUUAAUCACUCAUCAAGAGGAAAAUUAACUGGUGUGCGAAAUAAUUCCAACAAAAGACCUUUCUCGUCAUGCAGUAACAGAGGGAUGAGAAACGGUAAUAACAAUGAUGUUGAAGAUAUGUUUGAUGGUGACGAUCUCUUUGAUGAUAAUGGAGAUGAGAAUUUUGAUCUUGAUCUGAUUGAGCAGAUUGAAAAAGAAGUCAUAGAAAACAAUGCCUUCAAUGACAAUUUUGAUGAGAAUUUUGAUCUUGAUCAGAUUGACCAGAUUGAACAAGAAGUCAUAGACAAUGUCUUCGAUGACAAUAUUGAUGAGAAUUUCGAUCUUGAUCAGAUCGACCAAAUUGAACAGGAAGUCAUACAAAACAAUGACCACAAGUCUAACAGUAAACCUGAUCAAAGAAUUAAUUCUUCUCACACAAAGAAUGAAUUUUUGGAGGAGGAUUUUAURGACAAUGAUUUUGAUCUUGAUGAUUUUGAUCUGGAUCAGUCAAGAGUUGCUUUUUCUAAGAUAGAUUCUGGACAUAAGAAGUCUAGAGAGGCUGUCAAAACUGAGAAUAUUGAAAAACGAAGUACAACUGAGAAAAACUGUCUGCCGAUGGCCAAAAAAUUGAAAACAGCAAUGAGUAGACCUGAGACAAAGAAAAUUACUUCUACGGCUUGUGGUUUUACUGAGAGAAGAAAUGAUGCAACAGAACGUAGUGGAAGGAGUGUUAUAAAGGAUGAAAUAGAUUUUCUUAAUGAAUCUGAGAAGACAACAGCUCAAUCAAACAAAUCAACUGGAAAAUUUGGGCUAAAAAAACUGAAUACAAAUUUUCAUCAAUCAACUAUAAAUUUUGAAAACAAAAAAUUGUCGUCAAGUGGAAUCAAGAAAAAAGAAAGAAAUAGUGAAGUUGUGGACCUUGUCGGCCCAAAGAGUACGAGUUCGUUAUCAAUAAAGGUUAAAACUGAAAGGAGGGAUGAAAUGUUAAUUGAUAAUGACAGCUUUGCAUUUGAUGAUGCUGCCAAUAGAGAGAGUACAUCUUCUAUGGAGUGUGAAAUAAGAAGUGAAAUGGGAAAUAAUAUGGGAAAAAAACCUAUUGGAAAAUUUGGGAUGAAAAAGUCAACCCAAUUUCCACAUCAAAAUACAAUACAAUUCAACGUACUGCAACCUUCAUCCUACACAUUUGUGAAGAAGGAACGCAUUGAAGUUGUUGACCUGGUUGAGGAGGAAGACAAAGAUAUUCCAGUGGCAGAAACCAGUGAAGAACCAGAGACUUUACUGCCAUUUACCUACCUGUCACAGGUUCUUAAAGAUCAGCCAUUUUUUGAAGAAAGGACCUUUAGAAUUAAGGGAUAUAUCUCCACGUUAGUUUCUCACAGUCAAGUGUCUGAUGUAAGUCAGAGAUGGAAGGUGAUUGUUAAAGUCAAUGAUGGAUCAGCGAGUAUUGAUGCGGCAUUAGGAGAGGAGGUGUUGACAGAGCUACUCGGCACUCCAUUAGAAUCAUUUCAGUAUACCAUGAUUGAAGCAAAAAAGAAUCGUGAUCCAAUCAAAUGCCAAGCUCUACAACAGCAAACAGUUCAAUUCCAAAAGAAACUUAGUCAGAUCUCUUGUCUUAUGGAUGUACACUUCUCUCCAUCUGAAUCCAAUCCUCUAAUUAUACGUCUAACUGAGGCAUCACGGGAUGACAUACUGGGUCUUAUUUCACGGCUCGCUGGGUGUAGAUAAGUAGCAACAAUAUGAUACUUAAUUCUGGUA